This is a messenger RNA of Medicago truncatula (barrel medic), 1881 nucleotides long. RefSeq names its product gibberellin receptor GID1B. Gene Ontology annotation, biological process: floral organ morphogenesis; positive regulation of gibberellic acid mediated signaling pathway; raffinose family oligosaccharide biosynthetic process. Gene Ontology annotation, cellular component: cytoplasm; nucleus. The transcript has 3 exons. NCBI's taxonomy places the organism in Eukaryota, Viridiplantae, Streptophyta, Magnoliopsida, Fabales, Fabaceae. The record is from RefSeq and is a predicted model, not a curated record. Gene Ontology annotation, molecular function: hydrolase activity; gibberellin binding. Bases 335 to 1417 code for a protein of 360 amino acids.
UCUCUCUCCCUCGCUCCGUCGUUCCUUUGUGUUUGACUCUCUCUCUCUCUCUCUCUACACCUGUCUCACUUUCUCUCUCCUCUUCAUCACUCUUUCUUAUCUUCCUCAUUUCUCAUUCAUACCUCAUCAUCAUAUAUCAUAAUAUAUCUUCUUCAUUGAAUGAAUGAAUGAAUGUGAUUCGUGAUCUCUUUCAGUUUUCUACAUAGAACUUUUCAUUUCUUUCUUCACUCUUCACAUUAAACCGACAAAUCAACCUUACCCAUCAUUUCUUUCAACUUUCAUCUUUCUAUUUUUAUAAUCCUUAAUUAGUUUAUUAAUUAAUAUUAUUAUUAUUAUGAGGCGGCAUAAAAGAGCGAAGAAAACAAACAUCAUAGACAUAAACAUGGCUGGAAGUAAUGAAGUCAACCUUAAUGAAUCUAAGAGUGUUGUUCCUCUCAAUACUUGGGUGCUUAUCUCCAAUUUCAAGCUUGCUUACAAUCUACUAAGACGCGCUGACGGAACAUUCAAUAGAGAGUUAGCUGAGUUUCUUGACCGCAAGGUCCCAGCCAAUACAAUUCCUGUAGAUGGAGUAUUCUCUUUCGAUCAUGUCGAUAGAAAUUCAGGACUUUUCAAUAGGGUUUAUCAACCUGCUCCAGAGAAUGUUACUACUUGGGGAAUUAUAGAGCUAGAAAAGCCCUUGAGCACAACAGAGAUUGUCCCUGUCAUAAUCUUCUUCCAUGGUGGAAGUUUCUCUCAUUCCUCAGCUAAUAGUGCUAUCUAUGACACUUUCUGCCGUCGCCUUGUGAGCAUGUGUAAGGCUGUUGUUGUUUCUGUAAACUACAGAAGAUCACCCGAGCAUCGGUAUCCGUGUGCUUAUGAAGAUGGUUGGAAUGCUCUAAAUUGGGUCAAAUCAAGGACAUGGCUUCAAAGUGGAAAGGACUCUAAGGUUUAUGCUUACAUGGCUGGUGAUAGUUCCGGAGGCAACAUUGCUCAUCACGUUGCGGUGAGAGCUGCCGAGGAAGAUGUUGAGGUACUAGGUAACAUUCUUCUCCAUCCACUCUUUGGCGGGGAGAAGCGAACAGAAUCGGAGAAGAAACUGGAUGGAAAGUAUUUUGUGAGGUUGCAAGAUCGCGAUUGGUAUUGGCGAGCUUUUCUACCUGAAGGGGAAGAUAGAGAUCAUCCUGCUUGUAAUCCAUUUGGUCCUAAAGGUAAAAGCCUUGUAGGACUCAAGUUCCCUAAAAGCCUUGUUUGUGUGGCUGGUUUGGAUCUUCUACAAGAUUGGCAAUUGGAAUAUGUGGAAGGUCUCGAGAAUUCUGACCAAGAUGUCAAACUUCUUUACCUAAAGGAAGCCACUAUUGGUUUCUACUUCCUGCCUAAUAACGAUCAUUUCUAUUGCCUCAUGAAUGAGAUAAACACCUUUGUGCAUCCUAACUGCUGAUAUACUGCUACUACCACUUAACCAUACAUGACUAAAAGCCUGACUUGUAUUUUUUAUGUCCCUACUUUAUAGUGGCGGUGUGUAGUUAUAAUAUUAUCAUGUAGCAUUACUUUCUGUUUUAACAUCUAUGGUGGUAAUCCGAGCUUUCUGUAACUGGUGUGAACCACUGCUUCCUGUUGUAUGCCUAUAUCUUUUGAAGGGGAGCAUCAGUCUUAGGCGUCUGAGGUAGGGUUUGGCUGUGCCGCCGUUUACAAGGCUUUCCCCAUUCCACUUGUUCGACCUCGGAAGCACGAGGGGAGAUACAAGAUAGGGCUUGGUUGAUGAUUAAUUUGAUUAUGUGAGUGUCUUUUAUGUUGUAUAACUAUUAUUAUAUAGAGUGGGGACUUUUGAGUAUAGCCCAUCCUAUUAUGAACUUUGUAUGUUAUAUAGUAAUAUAAAUAUCUUGUUUGGUUGGUUUUUAGUUA